UUUUUCUUAUCGACAUUUGUGGUAAAUAAAAAGUGAAAAAACCGCUGCUAAAUCGGCCGAGAAGUGCAAUGAUAUAGCCGCCAUAUCUGAUAUGUCCAAGCGCAACAUAACGUACGUGAAGCCGCAAGAACCUAGUUUUCUGGCCAAGUUGAAGGCUGAAAUUGGCUACAAGGAGGGACCGACCGUAGAGACCAAGCGUCAGCGAUUGGAUCCGCAGGACCAGGAGGACUACGAUUCUGAGGAGGAUUCGCGAGAGGACGAACAGCCGCAGGUGGUCGUCCUUAGGCCGGGUGAUCUCUCCGCCGAAGAGGCCAAAACGGAGAAACUGUUGGCCUCCAAAGAAUUAGCCGAAAAGCGAGCGGAUCUGGCGCAGCCAAUAGUCUUCAAACAGCGUGUCAAGCAGCCCAACAUCGAGAAAAAAGAGUCCCAAUCUGAAACCAACAGGAAGUCCGAAAAAUCCAGCACAUCCAAGAGCAAGAAGUCCAAAGCCGCCAGUAGCAAGCUGUCCUUCAACGAGGACGAGGAGGACGAGACGCCCGAGGAUUGAAGAUCAGACCUUAGUUAUCUGGCUAUAAGUUGCACCAACCAAGUUAACCUGCAGCGAAUGAUUAA
This is a messenger RNA of Drosophila mauritiana, 612 nucleotides long. RefSeq lists its product as uncharacterized. NCBI's taxonomy places the organism in Eukaryota, Metazoa, Arthropoda, Insecta, Diptera, Drosophilidae. The record is from RefSeq and is a predicted model, not a curated record. The coding region runs from base 92 to 547 and encodes 151 amino acids. The transcript has 3 exons.